Molecule: messenger RNA, 2994 nt
Organism: Mixia osmundae IAM 14324
Lineage: Eukaryota; Fungi; Basidiomycota; Mixiomycetes; Mixiales; Mixiaceae
Exons: 3
Coding region: 92-2587 (831 amino acids)
Biological process (GO): clathrin-dependent endocytosis; clathrin coat disassembly
Cellular component (GO): vesicle; cytoplasm; intracellular membrane-bounded organelle
Molecular function (GO): clathrin binding
Source: RefSeq, a predicted model, not a curated record
CCAACGCCAGGCGCCCAUUCGACGUGCUCGACUGGCCUCAAGCUCGUCAAGUCUUCACUGAUGCACAUCGUCUUUCCGUGUCACGGGCAUCAUGGACGAUCUGCUAGAUCUGAGCUGGCCUGCCGCAGCUACGCCGCAACGUGUUGCGGGCCAAACCGCGCAGACCAGCAAGCCGUCCAACCUGCAAGCCAACCCAGGCUCAAGUCUGUCCAGCACAAAGUCUUAUAGAGCAACCAAUCCCGCGCAGAUGUCUCAAUACGGUCACAGGAGCAAUCAACAACUCACUGUGCGCUCCUCGGUCCCCGCGACGCGCGCUACUAUCAGCAGGCCUUCCUCUGUAGAUGACGUCCAUCUCCCUGCCAGAACGUCUCGAGGACAAGACCCGCAUGUUGGUGGUGCAUCUGGUGAGGUGGAUGCCUUCAGCUCGCUCUUUGACCCGCCCCAAGCCGUGUUGACCAGUCACUCAUCAGUCCGACCUACUCAGAUUGCCGCGCGUCCUCUCACGCCCUCGCUGCGCCCGUCGACGCCUGUUCUCAUCACUCCGUAUGUGGCAGCAGCAUCGAAUCAAGCUAUGCCAGAUGACCUAUGGAAUUUUGAUGCACUCGUCGCGCCAGCGCAGAGAACCAAAGUGACGCGAAGUGAGGUCCAAUAUGGCAAACAACGCGACCUCCUCGAUGAUUCGCUCGAGAAUGCCUUCGUUCCUCCCUCGUCCGUAGCGACGCAAUCAAGCUUAGAUCUACAAGCCGCCUUUGAUCAGGAUGCCGAUGACGAGAUUUUGGGUGCUUUGGCUGCGCCCGUUGGUGCUCUCUCCGCUCCUUCACCCGGCACAUCUGAAGCACACGAGCCUCCAAAAGCAAGCACUGACAUACCGCCUCACAUUCUCGGCGAGCUCGUCAUGAUGGGCUUUGCGCCUGAUCUAUCCAGCGCCGCGCUGCUCAAGACGCGCGCCGCAUCAGGCCAAUGGGAUCUACAAGCGGCUGUCGAGAGCUUAAUGGACAUGGUACUCGGAGCUGAUCAAUCGCCACAAGGAGCCCGCGGCCGACCACUGACGGGGUCUCUCAGCCGUGCUGACGAUGAGGAGAGCCCGUCAGACGAUGGCAUGGAUCCUCCAAGCCGGCGGCAACGCUUCAAAUACGAAGAUAGCGAAGCGGAUCAAACUCAGUCAGCAAAACUAGCAUCCUCACAUCCUAGCAGGGUGGCUAGAGGGGUUGCAGUACCCGGCGCUGUCCAGCCCUGGGAAGGUAAAGCAAACGAACUGCUGGACCAGGCAUCAAUGGUCGGAUAUAAUGUCCUGACGACGGCGAACAAGUUUUGGAAGAGUAGCAAGCAGCAGCUUCAAAAGGCGAUAGACGAGCGCACCGCGGCCAGCAUUGCAAGCAAGGGAGAAGGGCGUGCUCUCAAUGGACGCCCUACAGACGCUCGUCCCAGAUGGCUGACGCGCGAGCUCGAUGCUGCGGGCAGCAAUACUGACAUACCUCCUGUCGCCUUCUCCGACAGCGUGGUAGGACUCAUAAGUGCCACCGAAAAGCGGCCCACCUCUUCUGAUUCGACCGACGGUACCACGACUAUCGGAUCGGCACCUGCGCAUGCACAAUCGAAGCCGGUGCAACCACUUAAACCAAAGCAUCGGCGAGGCGAGACGACUGCUAGCCCGCUCGAUCUGCAGACCUCCGACAGGCACAGAAUAAUAGGUAACAAGCUCUUUAAACUCGGCGAUUAUGCUGGAGCUAUCGACUCCUAUGCCGUUGCAAUCGAUGCUUUACCGCGCAAGCACCUGCUCCAAAUCCCCUUGCACAACAAUAUGGCAAAUGCCAAUAUGCGCAUCGGCAACGAUCGCCAAGCACUACAAGACGCUACUUCUGCGUUGGCCUUGCUCUUGGACGUCGAGGAGCUAAAACCUAAUUACAAAUUAGACCACGCUAUACUGAGACAAGAUACCCUGCCCGAAGAGUGCGCGAGCAUCAAUCUAUGCGAUCAGCUGGGUAAAGCUCUAUCACGGCGCGCAAAGGCACUAGAAGCAUGCGAGCAUUGGCCCAUGGCGCAGUACGACUGGUUACAGCUCAAAAGUGCUGGAGAAGUGGCAAUUCGCAGCGCGGGUGGUCUCAGGACAGUCUAUGACGGCCUGGCACGAUGUCGUACCGCAGGCGAACGGAGAUCCGCCCAACCAAUUGCGCUGAGAUCGCGAUUGGCCAUGCAGCCUACAUCAUCGACCACUCCCGAGACGCUGGGGUCGGCUGUGCGUGCCCUCAGGAUCGCUAACGCAGCGCAAGAGGCGGAAGCGGGGCAGCGAUUGGAACUCAAAGAUUCGGUUGAUCAACGACUCACUGUCUGGCGCGCUGGCAAAGAGAGUAACCUUCGAGCGCUGCUCACAAGCCUCCAGUUGAUAUUAUGGGCGGAGCUCGAAUGGAAAGCCAUUGGCAUGCAUGAAGUAUUGACAGAAACCCAAUUGAAAAUACGCUACAUGAAGGCGAUCGCCAAGGUGCAUCCAGACAAGUUGAGCGCGUCUUGCACACUGGAGCAACGCAUGCUGGCCGAUGGCGUCUUUGCCACUCUCAACGAGGCGUGGCACGCUGCAAAGCGAACGUAGAUGCGCUCUCGUCAGUUGGCACGCUUGAACAGAUUUGAGAUCGUUAUGGGCACCCUGACUGCAUUAGAGAAGCCUUCGUGGAAUUUGUAGACGACUUUGAGGCGUUUUGAGGCCGGCUCCGAGCUGUCAUCCUCAACUUCGCUCUGUUUGUGAUUGAGAGCUAGAGAUGGCAGCGAUCGGCCAAAAAAGUCCAUGGUAGAGUCUGAUUUGAUCGCACCUGCCGUCGUUGACGUUGACAUUGCACCGUACGCACUCAUGAGUGUGCUUGCCGUGCUUGUCGCCUGAGAUCCAUCGCCGGUACCUUGUGCUCGCGUUAUCCGCUCAGCAUCAAUUUGGCAUGCAAUGGCGUGUCGAGUUGAGUAGCGAGCGGCGGGAAUGUCAGGCGCGCGCUUGCCUUCCCAAUGCAC